AUUACCCAGAGCGAGAUCAGCGUGGGAUAAGGAGAGUCACUACCAGACACUGAAAGAAGUUUCAACUUCUGCACUUUACUGUAAGGAUCUGUCAGACAGCAGCACAGAAUGAAAACAGACUUGUCCUUGGAAGAGUCCCGCUUAAGCGAGAGGAGGAUGAAGAUAAAGAUCUGACAAGAAGAGAAAAUUGGAAGAGGCAGUAAUUUGAUUGCUGUAAUCUGUAGACAGUGAGGAAAGAAUUUGGUCUUCUGGAUUAAGUCGGGACACACCCCUGUCCUGGUUCAGUCUAUUCAUUUGUAAUGCAGCACGUGCAGAGGGCUUUCUGUGUGACAAUCCUUGAAAUAACUACCUGAGCUGUAAACUUAAAGAUUACAUUACUGAGCACUUGGUGAAACCAAACAUUACAAAGGAUAAGCCUCCUCUAGUAGCUGCAACUCAGCCUGGAACUGUACAGUAUUGUUGCUUUUUUGGAGAAGACCCUGGAUUACAGAAAUUUGUAGACUUGGAUAACUUCAAUACCACCAUGGCACUAUCAUCUCCAAAAGUGGACAUUAAAAAGAAGCCACUUGAGACUUCUGUGAAUGGCAAAGAACAGGAUUUUGUUUUUCUAUCAGAAAAUGUUGUGCUUGUGGUGGAAAGAUGCAUGAGUUCUAUGCAAGCUGGUACCCAAAUGAUCAAACUCCGGGGUAGCUCCAAAGGUUUGGUGCGUUUUUAUUACCUUGACGAGCACAAGUCCUGUAUAAGGUGGAGACCCUCAAGAAAGAAUGAAAAGGCCAAGAUCUCCAUUGAUUCCAUUCAGGAGGUGUGUGAGGGGAAACAGUCUGAGAUUUUCCAGCGUUAUGCAGAUGGAAGCUUUGAUCCAAACUGCUGUUUCAGUAUCUACUAUGGGGAUCACAUGGAGUCUUUGGACUUGGUGUCCUCGAGUGGCGAAGAGGCUCGCACAUGGAUUACUGGCCUGAAAUAUCUCAUGGCAGGGAUAAGUGACGAAGACAGUCUUUCCAAGCGUCAAAGAACACGAGACCAAUGGUUGAAGCAGACAUUUGACGAGGCAGACAAGAAUGGAGACGGGUGCUUGAGUAUUAAUGAGGUCUUACAGCUCAUGCACAAACUGAAUGUCAACCUCCCACGACAGAAAGUGAAGCAAAUGUUCAAGGAGGCAGACACUGACGAUAACCAAGGCACGCUUGGUUUUGAUGAGUUCUGUGCAUUUUAUAAGAUGAUGUCAACAAGAAGGGACCUAUACCUGCUAAUGCUUACAUACAGCAACCACAAGGACCACUUGGAUCCAGAUGACCUAAAACGAUUCCUAGAAGUUGAACAAAAGAUGAUAAAUGUGACAAAGGAAUACUGCUUGGAUAUUGUUGAUAAAUUUGAACCAUGCCCGGAGAAUAAAAAGCAAGGGGCACUUGGAAUAGAUGGUUUCACUAACUAUAUGCGCAGUCCGGCGGGUGAUAUCUUCAAUCCAGACCACUAUCAAGUGAAUCAGGAUAUGACCUUACCCUUGAGCAACUAUUUCAUUGCAUCCUCUCACAACACAUAUCUCAUGGGAGAUCAGUUAAUGUCUCAGUCUCGAGUAGACAUGUACGCGUGGGUAUUGCAAGCCGGUUGUCGUUGUGUUGAGGUGGACUGUUGGGACGGACCUGAUGGAGAACCAAUAGUUCAUCAUGGCUAUACUUUAACCUCUAAAAUUCUUUUCAAAGAUGUGAUAGAAACAAUUAACAAAUAUGCCUUCAUCAGAAAUGACUACCCUGUCAUCUUGUCUAUUGAAAAUCACUGCAGUGUGGUACAGCAGAAGAAGAUGGCUCAGUACCUGAUUGAAAUCUUGGGCGAGAAAUUAAAUCUCUCUGAUGUAGUCAAUGAAGAUUCAACAAAACUGCCGUCACCGGAAAGCUUAAGGGGAAAAAUAUUAGUGAAGGGAAAGAAGCUUCCUGCCAGUAUCAGCGAUGACGCAGAGGAAGGAGAUGUUUCAGAUGAAGACAGUGCAGAUGAGAUUGAUGAUGACUGCAAGUUAAUAAAUGGCGAUUGGAAGGCAUCUGCUAACAGAAAGCAAGUGGAAAACAUUGCAAAGAAGAAACUUGACUCGCUGUUGAAAGAAUCAAAAAUCCGGGACCGCGAAGAUCCUAACAAUUUCACAGUCACCACACUGCCACCAUCUGGGAAACUCAGCCAGAAACCAGAAUUAAAAAAGAAAUGCAGCUCUGGAUCUAAAGGGGAAAGGGCUUUGAGUAAAACAGAGGAAGAAGCUGAGUCUGGAGAAGAGCCGAGCCCCAACAAAAGACACAGUCGUUCUUUGAUAGGAAGUUUUUCCAAGCACAAGAAAAAAGGUGGAAAAAUAAAAAAAUGCUCAAGCUUAGAAGAAGGGGACGAAAGCCUGGACCGCCAGGGAAGUUUAGCAAGAGCUUCAGUACAUUAUAGCAGAAUAAAUAGACAAAAGAAAACCAUGAAGCUGUCAAGAGCCCUGUCUGACCUGGUAAAAUACACCAAAUCAGUUGGUAUCCAUGAUGUGGAAACUGAAAUCUCUUGCAGCUGGCAAGUUUCAUCAUUUAGUGAAACAAAAGCCCACCAGAUCCUUCAGCAAAAACCAGCUCAGUUUGUCCGGUUUAACCAACACCAGCUCUCUCGCAUUUAUCCAUCGUCUUACAGAGUCGACUCCAGCAACUACAACCCACAACCAUUUUGGAAUGCUGGUUGUCAAUUAGUUGCUUUAAACUACCAGUCUGAAGGAAGAAUGUUGCAGUUAAACAGAGCCAAGUUCAACAGCAAUGGAAACUGCGGUUAUGUGCUGAAACCGAAAUGCAUGUGUCAAGGUGCCUUUAAUCCUAAUUCUGAAGAUCCUUUGCCAGGACAAUUGAAGAAACAGCUGGUUUUGCGAAUAAUCAGUGGCCAACAGCUUCCAAAGCCAAAAGACUCCAUGCUGGGAGAUCGUGGAGAGAUCAUUGAUCCUUUUGUAGAAGUUGAGCUUAUUGGUUUGCCAGUGGAUUGCUUUAAAGAACAAACACGAGUUGUUGAUGAUAAUGGAUUCAAUCCUAUGUGGGAGGAAACCCUUGUAUUUACAGUGCACAUGCCAGAAAUAUCAUUAAUUCGCUUCCUGGUGUGGGAUCAUGAUCCGAUUGGCCGGGAUUUCAUUGGACAACGGACUCUUUCAUUUAGCAGCAUGAUGCCAGGCUAUCGACAUGUGUACCUGGAAGGUAUGGAGGAGGCAUCCAUCUUUGUUCAUGUAGCAAUCAAUGACAUCAGUGGUAAGGUCAAACAGGCCGCGGGCUUAAAAGGACUCUUUCUGAGAAAUCCAAAGCAAGCUUCUCUGGACAGUCAUGCUGCUGGACAGCUCCAUCGGAAACAUUCCAUUAGUAGUCACAUUUUAAGGAGAACUGCAAGUGCUCCUACAAAGGGCCAACAAAAAAACAAAAAGGGCUUCCCAGAAAUUGCCAUUGACUCCAAAGAAAACAGCUCGGAUGGACCUAGUGAAGACAGGGAGACUGAUGAUUCGUCUCUGCCCCGCUUUGAAAAAGAUCCUGAAAGUGCUUCUCCAGCUCUUCCUUCUAGGGAUGGAACUAAUGUGGAAUUAAACAGCAAGGGUUUAAAAGACCCUCGACAAUUAUCAAUUUAUAGAUCGGCCUCCUCUUUAUGCAGUCUUGAAACCAUUAAAGAAGAGCCUCUCUUUGCCAAGGAAAAACCUUCCACUAGUCCCCAGCCUGUUGCCUGUUUUACAAGUUGUGAAAGCACAGCAUGUGAUCAGUACAAGGAAUCUCAGUCUGAAUGCAGUAGCCCAGCUAUUACCUCUGAGAAUGUACAACGACCAAGUAAACUGAAUGUUGAGCCAGCCAUAAUCAAGGUGCUUGCUAUAAGUAAUGGACUACAUCCACAUAAUGGAAAACUUAAUCCAGGAAAAGCAUACAAUGACAGGAAUGGAAAAGUACUCAGUUCUGUCAGUGGGAAAAGUGAUUGCACAAAUCUAAUUAAUUCAUCCCUGAUUAAGCCUGGGUUGUCUUUACUUGCUGAUGUUUCAAGAAAUGUCAAUGAACAAUAUCAAGUUAAAGCUAACCAAGCUGCACAAUCUUCCAUUCAUGCUAGUAAUACUUCAGUUGCAAACAGAAUAAUGUGCACUAAUCUACCUGAUCAUCAAACUAGUUCAAAACCAAACAUGAAACAUCUGAUUGUUCCUCCUGUUCAAAGAUCACAGUAUGACAGGCCUGACUCAAAACCUUCUGUGGUUCAUGCUGGCAAACACACACCUGUAAGGAGAGCAAAGAGUGAGGGCUAUGUUGUUUCAGACUGCUCAGCCUUAAGCUUAAAUUCUACAUGUCAGUCCCCUGUCGCUGAAGUAUAUUCUGAUGCUACAGUUAAUGAUAGAAUUUGGAGCAAACUGGAGUUAAACUCUCAUAGGGACAGUAUGUCUUCGUCUUCCAGCAAGUCAUCCAAUGACACAGUCAUUGAUCUGUCUUUGCCUAAUUUAGCCCGGAAAAGCUUAUUGGAUCUUGACAUCUCUGAUGAUAACUUUGAAAAUAUACAUUUAAACAAUACUAUUCGGCCAAGAUCCGCUACAUCUUCAACAAAGGAAAUGUCGCUAGGAGUUUCAAAAAGUAAGUCUAACCCUAAUUUAGUAUCCAAUAACCAAGCAAUAGAUGAACUCUCUUCUAGACCACUGGCUAGAAGUCCUACAGAAGCAUUGCCACACUUGCCACGAAGGAACACCUGGAAUAGAUUAUACGUAGAUAGUUUAAAACAGGCAAAUAAAAAGCCCAGUUUUGAGAAUAAACCACCAACUAACCAGUCAAUGUCGAAAAGUCUUGGAGAUCUGACUUCAGAAGAUAUUUCAUGUAAUUUUGAAAGUAAGUACAGAAGUAUAAGCAGAAGUUUUAUUACUAGAUCAAUGAGGGCACAAAGAAGACCGGCCAGUAUGAAGGGUUCAGAGAAGUCUUCCGAUUCACUGACCGAACAGCUGAAAAAGCUAACAAGCUUUCAGAAAGAAAAUGAUAUUACAUCCCCAACUGAUUUUGAACCUGUUCAUUGUAACAAUGAUGACACAGCCUUCCUUCGAAGGACGUCCUCCAGAAGUCAGAGUAGAGUAAGAUAUAUUGCAAACCGAGCCAAGCAGGCUCAAGAAAGGCAAAGGCUCCAAAACCUGUGCCGGAUAAAUGGAAAUUCCAUAGAAGAAAGAGGGAAUCCAGAAGGGGCAUGUGCAAUAACUAAAGGAAUCUGUAUGGAUUCUCUUUCUCCCACACAGUUUACAUCUGAAACAUUGGACAAAUUUGGACCUUAAUAAUAUAGUUCUGUAGAAAAAAACGAAAAAAAAAACAUAAACAAACCUUGCAUUUCUAAUUAUGUUAACUGUGUAUAUGAUAAAGUUGUCCAUACAAGAUAUACCUCGAAAGAUGGAAAUAAAAAAAAAAAAAAUUGGGGACAGCUAGAGCACUUAAAGUACUGUAUAUAUAUAUAUUUUUGAACUAGCAAGUUUACAAUGGGCCUGCAGUCCCCCACAAACCUGCAUUACAGUUAUUACUUUUUUCUAUUAAGAUAAGUUGGUCCUUAAAAUCCACUUCUGGAGGUGUGGCCUCUCCUGUACUACUGCCUAUUCUAACAUUCUGGUCGACCCAUUAGGCCACUAACAGUAUGUUACCCUGUCUCCCACUACUGCCAGUGUGAAAUAAUGUGAUAUUUUUAAAAUGCUGCUGUACAUAGCACCUUUGAGGUACACUUUUAUUUUCUUUUUUGCACUGCCAUAAAAAAAAAUAUAUAAGGUAUGUUUUAAAGAAAAAAAAAAAAAAAAAGAUGACAUUUUAAAUUUCUUCCUAAUGUAUUAUGGCUGUAUAACAAUAAUUCUGUUAACUUUGUUUUUUUUAAUAGUUUUUAGGGACGUUUUUUUUAAUUAGACUUUUCAUUUAUAUCAUUAAGCUUGAUGUACAUUUUAGAGAAGCAAAUUAGUUUAAAGUGUAUGUUCAGCAACAUCCAUUUACCUGUUCCGUUGCUCUUUUUUAUUAGUUUUUCCAUCUUCAAUUAAAUAUUAUAUGUAAUGAAAUAUUUUAACACUAUGUUUGUAAGCCAGAAAAAAAAUCUAUUAAAUAAAAUUAUUUAACCUUA
This is a messenger RNA of Xenopus tropicalis (tropical clawed frog), 6078 nucleotides long. It is a transcript of the gene plch2, whose product is annotated as phospholipase C eta 2. Gene Ontology annotation, cellular component: cytoplasm; plasma membrane. Gene Ontology annotation, biological process: signal transduction; lipid catabolic process; phosphatidylinositol metabolic process. NCBI's taxonomy places the organism in Eukaryota, Metazoa, Chordata, Amphibia, Anura, Pipidae. The transcript is spliced from 25 exons. Gene Ontology annotation, molecular function: calcium ion binding; phosphatidylinositol-4,5-bisphosphate phospholipase C activity; hydrolase activity. Bases 524 to 5260 code for a protein of 1578 amino acids. The record is from RefSeq and is a predicted model, not a curated record.